This is a messenger RNA of Notolabrus celidotus (New Zealand spotty), 1060 nucleotides long. Its product is annotated as stonustoxin subunit beta-like. NCBI's taxonomy places the organism in Eukaryota, Metazoa, Chordata, Actinopteri, Labriformes, Labridae. The transcript is spliced from 4 exons. Gene Ontology annotation, molecular function: protein binding. The record is from RefSeq and is a predicted model, not a curated record. The annotation marks the transcript as partial.
CUGUCAGAGAGAAGCUGUCAAGCUCUGUCCUCAGUCCUCAGCUCCCAGUCCUCCAGUCUGAGAGAGCUGGACCUGAGUAACAACCACCUGCAGGAUUCAGGAGUAGAGCUGCUGUCUGCUGGACUGAAGAGUCCACAUUGUAAACUGGAAACUCUCAGGCUGUCAGGAUGUCUGAUCACAGAGGAAGGCUGUGCUUCUCUGGCCUCAGCUCUGACCUCCAACUCCUCCCACCUGAGAGAGCUGGACCUGAGCUACAACCAUCCAGGAGACUCAGGAGUGGAUCUGCUGUCUGCUGGACUGGAGGAUCCCCUCUGGAGACUGGAUACACUGAGGGUGGACCAUGGUGGAGAGCAGUGGUUAAAACCUGGACUGAAGAAGUAUGUCUGUGAACUCACUCUGGACUCAAACACAGUACACAGAAAGCUCAGACUGUCUGAAGACAACAGGGAGGUGACACUUUUGGGAGAGGAUCGGUCCUAUCCUGAUCAUCCAGACAGAUUUGAGGCCUGGUUUCAGCUGCUGUGUAGAGAUGGUCUGACUGGUCGCUGUUACUGGGAGGUCGACUGUAGAGGAGAGGUUUUUAUAUCAGUGAGUUACAGAGGAAUCAGAAGGAAAGGAUACAGUACUGACUGUGUGUUUGGACUUAAUGAUCAGUCCUGGAGUCUGAUCUGCUCUGAUAGAGGUUACUCUGUCCGUCACAAUAACAUAGAAACAGUCCUCCCUCUCUCCUCAUCCUCUGACUCUCACAGAGUAGCAGUGUAUAUGGACUGUCCUGCUGGCACUCUGUCCUUCUACAGAGUCUCCUCUGACUCUCUGAUCCACCUCCACACCUUCAGCACCUCCUUCACUGAACCUCUGUAUCCUGGGUUUAAGUUGUGGCCUGGUUCCUCAGUUUGUGUGUGUUCUGUGUAGCAGGGAGAGCCUCCUCCUCUCUCUACACACACACACACACACACACACACAUGCACACACACACACACACACCCUUCAGCUGAUGAUGUGACUGUGUGUGUCUCAGCAGUAUGAAUGUCUGUUAAUAAAGAGCACGACUCAAUGGAAA